AUGGAUGACGAUUCUCCUCUCCGUUGGAUCAACAAAUCGGGGCGCUCGAAGCGGCCACGGCCCCACUGGAGCGACGACGAAUACGACGCCGCAUUGUCCCUUGUCCUCCUCUCCGAGUCCGCCGAACCACCCAAGCCAAAUCAAGAAACUCCUCGCACCCCUUUGAUCAUCAAAAUCAAAAGGCCAAAAACAGCCUCCCCCGACACGCCGCUGCCGCCUCCCUCCUACGCGUGCUCGCAGGCGCUGGGCGGACACAUGACGCUCCACCGUGCCAACAAGGAAAAGGACCAUGUGUGCUUGGUCUGCCAUGAGGCGUUUGACUCCGGCCAGGCGUUGGGCGGACACAAGAGGAAGCACUUUGAUAAAUCCAAACUCGCCAGAAAAGGCGCUUCUGGCAGCGGCGCUACUGCUCGGCCAAUCUUGAUGUUCGACUUGAACCUGCCGGCGCCUCCCCAAGAGGAUUAA
This is a messenger RNA of Salvia hispanica, 465 nucleotides long. RefSeq names its product zinc finger protein ZAT6-like. Gene Ontology annotation, cellular component: nucleus. The record is from RefSeq and is a predicted model, not a curated record. NCBI's taxonomy places the organism in Eukaryota, Viridiplantae, Streptophyta, Magnoliopsida, Lamiales, Lamiaceae. Gene Ontology annotation, biological process: regulation of DNA-templated transcription. Gene Ontology annotation, molecular function: transcription cis-regulatory region binding; DNA-binding transcription factor activity.